CAGUCUGGCAUCGGCACCGCCCUCGCCAAAAAUCUCGUCUCCAAGAACUGGCUCGUAGCCCUCCUAGAUGUUAACGCCGAAGCAGGCCAGGAACUAGUUCGCACCCUCGGCCCCAACACUAUCUUCCUCCAAACCGACGUCUCCUCGUACACGUCCCAAUCUACAUCAUUCCUGACCGUCUUCCGCAAAUGGCACCGCAUCGAUGCCCUCCUCGCCAAUGCCGGCGUCGGCGACCGCUCAUCCGUGUACAUUUUGCCAUUUCGCUCCAAUGCAGUCGAUGAUAUCCCGCCCGCGCCCGAUACGAGCUGUACCGACAUCGACUACAAGGGUGUUUUGUACGGGGUCCAGUUGGCUGUGCAUUUUAUGCGGCAUAACCCCAGCUCUGCGACAGACAAGAUAGAAGGGGAUGAGGGACACGCAUGGAUUCGGGGCAAAGUCGUCGUCACCUGCAGCGUGGUGGCUGUGAGCCCCCACUUCACGUACCCCGAGUACAACGGCGCCAAAGCGGGAGUACUCAACUUCGUACGGGGCGUGGCGCCGGUGUUGAAGCUGAAAGAAGGGAUACUAAUAAAUGCCGUGUGCCCGGGUGUGGUGGCCACGGCUAUCGUCCCGCCAGAGAUGAUCGCGGCCGUUUCUCCGGAGUUUGUUACUCCUGUUUCCACGGUGGUGAGGGCUUACGAUGAGUUUCUGGACGAGAAAGAUGAGAGAAGCGGGGUGGCGGUCGAGGCGACGGUGGACAAGGUAUUGCAGUUGGAGGAGCCGAAGUUGCGCAAUGGGAGGGCGAGUGAACGGAGUGUGCAAGUUUGGGAGCCGCUGUUUAGGAUGUUGCAUGGAGAGGACAGUGGGAUUCUUGGAGCGAUUCCGUGA
Molecule: messenger RNA, 867 nt
Organism: Pseudomassariella vexata
Lineage: Eukaryota; Fungi; Ascomycota; Sordariomycetes; Amphisphaeriales; Pseudomassariaceae
Exons: 2
Cellular component (GO): cytoplasm
Molecular function (GO): oxidoreductase activity, acting on the CH-OH group of donors, NAD or NADP as acceptor
Source: RefSeq, a predicted model, not a curated record